This is a messenger RNA of Oncorhynchus nerka (sockeye salmon), 3575 nucleotides long. Its product is annotated as ras-related protein Rab-15-like. Gene Ontology annotation, molecular function: GTP binding; GTPase activity. Lineage: Eukaryota; Metazoa; Chordata; Actinopteri; Salmoniformes; Salmonidae. Bases 267 to 896 code for a protein of 209 amino acids. The record is from RefSeq and is a predicted model, not a curated record. The transcript is spliced from 7 exons.
UUUUACUUUACAGAGAUGAAACGUAUAUAGGCAAUUUUUCAUUUGAGCGAGACACAUGGGGAGAUAGGCAAAGGCAAUUUUUUACAAAGGCUAAUUUGUAACCACUAUUUUUGUGGUGCUGUUGUCGCUUCUCCAAGCCUUUUGAUCUAACCGCCGUACUAAAAGCAUGUUCGAUCCUCCCAUCUGUCAGAUUUCUGGCAAAUCAUAGAGCAGCCCCCAUGCAAGUGAGUUUUCGCUGAACAAGAAACUCGUUUUUUUUGUCCACCAUGGCAAAGCAGUAUGACGUUUUGCUCAGGUUGCUACUUUUAGGAGAUUCCGGGGUUGGAAAGACCUGUUUGUUGUGCAGGUUCACGGAUAAUGAAUUCCAUUCGUCGCAUAUCUCUACACUUGGAGUGGAUUUCAAAAUGAAAACAUUAAAAAUAGAUGGCAUUAAAGUGCGCGUACAGAUCUGGGAUACUGCUGGCCAGGAACGGUACCAGACCAUCACCAAGCAGUACUACAGACGGGCACAGGGUUUUAUCCUGGUGUAUGACAUCACUAGUUCCCGUUCCUUUCAGCACAUUGUGAAGUGGGCUAGCGAUGUGGAUGAGUUUGCACUUGACAAGGUGCAGAGGAUCCUGGUGGGGAACAAGGCUGAUGAGGAGCAGAAGAGGAAAGUGCCUAAAGAACAAGGGAACAAGCUAGCAAAAACCUAUGGAAUGGAGUUCUUUGAGACAAGUGCCUGCACCAACUGCAACAUAAAUGAGUCGUUCACCCGGUUGACAGAGCUGGUCCUGCAUGCUCACAAGAAAGAGAUGGAUGCCUUCCAGGGUUCAAUUAAUAAAUACCUAGACAUGACUUAUCUGGAGGGAGAGCAGGACAAAGAGGACAACUCCCAGAAGGCCUGCGCAUGUUAGCAUGAGGCAAAACUCUCAACCUGGGAGUGUUUGGAUAAAAUAUUUAGUUGUUUUUGCAAUACCUCUGGCCCUGUGACAUAAUGGCAAUGAAAUGAUGAUUAACUUAUUAAAUCUGUGAGGACAGUUGAGUCGGAAGUUUACAUACACCUUAGCCAAAUACAUUUAAAUUCAGUUUUUCACAAUUCCUGACAUUUAAUCCCAAGUAAAAAUUCCCCGUUUUAGGUCAGUUAGGACCACCACUUUAUUUUAAGAAUGUGAAAUGUCAGAAUAAUAGUAGAGAGAAUUAUUUAUUUCAGCUUUUAUUCCUUUCAUCACAUUCCCAGUGGGUCAGAAGUUUACAUACACUCAAUUAGUAUUUGGUAGCAUUGCCUUUAAAUUGUCUUCCACAAGCUUCCCACAAUAAGUUGGGUGAAUUUUGGCCCAUUCCUCCUGAGUCAGGUUUGUAGACCUUCUUGCUUGCACACGCUUUUUCAGUUCUGCCCACAAAUUUUCUAUAGGAUUGAGGUCAGGGCUUUGUGAUGGCCACUCCAAUACCUUGACUUUGUUGUCCUUAAGCCAUUUUGCCAUAACUUUGGAAGUAUGCUUGGAGUCAUUGUCCAUUUGGAAGACCCAUUUGCGAUCAAGCUUUAACUUCCUGACUGAUGUCUUGAGAUGUUUCUUCAAUAUAUCCACAUAAUGGGGCCCUCCCGGGUGGCGCAGUGGUCUAAGGCACUGCAUUGCAGUGAUAGCUGUGCCACCAGAGACUCUGGGUUCGAGCCCAGGCUCUGUCGCAGCCGGCCGUGACCGGGAGGACCAUGGGGCGGCGCACAAUUGGCCCAGCGUUGUCCAGGUUAGGGAUGGUUUGGCCGUUAGGGAUAUUCUUGUCUCAUCGCGGACUAGCGACUCCUGUGGCGGGCCGGGCGCAGUGCACGCUGACCAGGUCGCUAGGUGUACGGUGUUUCCUCCGACACAUUGGUGCGGCUGGCUACCGGGUUGGAUGCGCGCUGUGUUAAGAAGCAGUGAGGCUUGGUUGGGUUGUGUUUCGGAGGAUGCAUGGCUCUCGACCUUUGCCUCCCCGAGUCCGUACGGGAGUUGCAGCGAUGAGACAAGACCGUAAAUACUAACAAUUGGAUACCACAAAAUUGGGGAGAAAAAGUGGGUAAAAUAAAUAAAUAUAUAAUUUCCCUAUAAAAUCAUGCCAUCUAUUUUGUGAGGUGCACCAGUCCCUCCUGCAGCAAAGCACCCCCACAACAUGAUGCUGCCACCCCCGUGCUUCACUGUGUUCUUCGGCUUGCAAGCCCCUUUUUCCUCCAAACAUAACGAUGGUCAUUAUGUCCAAACAGUUCUAUUUUUGUUUCAUCAGACCAGAGGACAUUUCUCCAAAAAGUAUGAUCUUUGUCCCCAUGUGCAGUUGCAAACCGUAUUCUGGCUUUUUAUGGCGGUUUGGAGCAGUGCCUUCUUCCUUGCUGAGCAGCCUUUCAGGUUACAUCGAUAUAGGACUCGUUUUACUGUGGAUAUAGAUACUUUUGUACCUGUUUCCUCCAGCAUCUUCCAAGGUCCUUUGCUGUUGUUCUGGGAUUAAUUUGCACUUUUCGUACCAAGUACGUUAAUCUCUAGGAGACAGACCAUGUCUCCUUCCUGAGCGGUAUGACGGCUGCGUGGUCCCAUGGUGUUUAUACUUGCGUACUAUUGUUUGUACAGAUGAACGUGGUACCUCUAGGCAAUUAGAAAUUGCUCCCAAGGAUGAACCGGACUUGUGGAGGUCUACAAUUUUUUUUCUGAGGUCUUGGCUGAUUUAUUUUGAUUUUCCAAUUAUGUCAAGCAAAGAGGCACUGAGUUAGAAGGUAGGCCUUGAAAUACAUCCACGGGUACACCUCCAAUUGACUCAAAUGAUGUCAAUUAGCCUAUCAGAAGCCUCUAAAACCAUGACAUAAUUUUCUGCUGUUUAAAGGCACAGUCAACUUAGUGUAUGUAAACUUCUGAUUCACUGGAAUUGUGAUACAGUGAAAUAAUCUGCCUGUAAACAAUUGUUGGGAAAAUUAUGUGUCAUGCGCAAAGUAGAUGUCCUAACCGACUUGCCAAAACUAUAGUUUGUUAACAAGAAAUUUGUGUGUGUGUUGAAAGUGGUUGAAAAACAAGUUUUAAUGACUCCAACAUAAGUGUAUGUACACUUCCGACUUCAACUGUAUGUUAUGUUUUUACUGACUGUUGCUCAGAUUCAUGCAUUUUAUAGUUUUACUCACUGUUAAAUUUUCAUCUUCAUGUGUUGUUUUAUAGUUACUUGACCUUUUCAUGUUUAUUACCCGGCUUUGCAACACCCAAACUGAUGGCACCCUGAGUUAAGUAGUCAACAUGUAAUAAGAAGAUUUGCCUGCAGAUGGGCUGCUGUCUGCAAUGCUACACUGAAAGUUGCAGCUCCACUCAUUUGGAUCGACAAGGUAUACUUAAGCCUACCCCUGUAUAAUUUGUGUUGCCACCAGGGGCGUCAUGCACCCCAAAAAUCUGAGGUGCACAAAGUACAUGAGGAUGAUUGGCAGGUGGAUCGGAAGAGGGCUCAAUUGAGCUUUUUCCUGCAUCUAGAGCCAUCAAAAUGCAUAAUUUUAUAUCCAUGUUUUCCCUGCUUAUCUAAGCAUACCUCUUGAGCCGUCUAUUGGUGGAUAUUUUUUUUAAGAGACUAAAAUCUCGGGUAAAAUAUUGAAA